This is a messenger RNA of Colossoma macropomum (tambaqui), 3471 nucleotides long. It is a transcript of the gene calcoco2, whose product is annotated as calcium binding and coiled-coil domain 2. Lineage: Eukaryota; Metazoa; Chordata; Actinopteri; Characiformes; Serrasalmidae. The record is from RefSeq and is a predicted model, not a curated record. The coding region runs from base 237 to 1934 and encodes 565 amino acids. The transcript has 14 exons.
CUGAGGAGUAAAUAGUGUAUUUCUUUUAUAGGAUGUUGACGAGUUUAUAGGAUGUCGGUAACCGAGUUAUUGUUUAUUAGUUUAUUAGCAUUUUUAACGUAAAUAGUCGACCUGUUAUCUGUUCUAGCGUAAGAUAAUGACAUAACAGCCUUAAUAAAUCUUAUUCUCAAGCUGAGAGUGAUUUUAUUCGAUUUUUUUUUCUCCACAGUAAAUUUGGUGUUAUUUCCGGACUGAAAAUGAACGACAGUACAGAAGAGGAUCGGAUUACUCUGGAUAUGGAGUCCUCCUGCUUCUCUCAGGUUGUUUUUAUGGAUGUUCCUCACUCGUAUCCGCCGAACACUUCAGUGAAGUGCAGCUACACUGUGACCGGAGGACUGAACCCCAGCUCUAAGGACUGGAUCGGCGUAUUUAAGGUUGGCUGGAGUUCAACUCAGAAAUACCACAGCUACGUAUGGGUGGAACCUCCUGUGGACCAUGAUGGAGCUGAGCCCCUUAAACUACAGGUUGUCUUUGAUGAAUACUACCUUCCUAAGGAUGAUGGGGAGUUCUAUCAGUUCUGCUACGUGGACAGCAGUGGUCAGGUCAGAGGAGCCAGCACACCGUUCUGCUUCCAAAACCCAGCAGAAUCAAGCUUAGACUGCAGCCUUUUGGUCAUCACAACACAGGAACAAGCAGAGCAGAUGGAGAAGGAGAAAAAGGAUUUAUUGACUCAGAUGGAACAAGUGAAAGAAGAAAAUCUGAUUUUGAAAAAGGAGCUGGAGGAAAGGUUGCAUGAAAUUCACCAUCUCAGGACGCACAUAGAUAAGCUGAAGUCAGACAGUACAUCUGAAACGCUACCACCAAAUGAGCAGAAGCCUGAAAGUGUUGAACAGGUCACCCAAGAGCAGCAGCUUCUCUCCCACACAGUGGCUGAAAACGAAGCCAAACAGGAACAGGAGUCACUGACCAUUUUCCAAGACAAGUAUGAUAAAGCUGUGCAGAAGAUCCUCAUGCUGAAAGACGAGAAAGUUCUGCUAAAGGAACAGCUCGAAGCCCAGCAAGCUGAGAUUUCACAGUUGAGGCCCAAGGUGAAAGAAUACGAGCAGGAUUUUAACAGACUGCAAGAUCAUGUCCAGCUGCUGCAGGUUGACGUACAAAGUAGCCGGAAAGAGAAUGAAAGGUUGCAUGCGGAAAUCCUGGAGCUGAUGGAAAUGAAGAGGGAGGUGGAGGGACUGCGGGGCGAGAACAAGACUUUACGUGCAAGCUUAUCAGAACAGGGACCCUCUGAUGGGGACAAAAGUAAUACAAAGGUGCAGAUUCAGACCGUCCUGAAGCAGCUGACAGAAGCCAGAGGGACGCUACGCAAAGAGAUUGCGAACAGCAACGAGGCAAACAGACGUGCCGAUAAAGCUGAACUGGAGCUGAGACAGCUGAAGGAGCAGCUUGAGCAAAUGACAGUGACUAAGGAGCGGAAGGUGGACAGCAGCCAGAUGGAGAAACAGCUUGAGGAAGCACAGAGGAGAAUCAAUGAACAGGCAACCAUGGCCAAAAUAGCGCGAUUAGAAAAGGAAAAACUUGCUGAAGAAAAUGAGGAACUCAAAGCAGAAGUAACGAAAUUACAAACACAAUUAUAUGAACUUCAGCUCGCAUCGGUAGCUGUAGUCGCUCAGCAGCAACCCAGCCCUCUCAGUCCAUCUUUUACUGACCCUUUCAACUCACAGCAGCAACCUCAAUCAGCCUCACAUUACUAUGAGAGCAUCACUGGACUUUCUGGAAUUUCCACUGACUUAGAAAACAAGAUGGUGUGCCGUCAUUGCCAGGAGAGUUUUCCUGAUAUCAGUGAAGACGAACUGGCAAUGCACGAGCAAUCUCACAAGGUUUGUCCUUUCUGUACAUUGAUCUGUGAUGAUUUGGGACAGCAGGAGUUUGAAGAUCACGUCUACGGCCACGAGUAAUAGUCACAUCACCAAGGCCCAUCUAGGGAAAAUAAUUAUUCGUUACCAACUUAAAAAGCUUUUGAAGUUUGGAAAAACAUGAAUAAUUAUGUAAAUUGGUGCAAAUUUCUAGAUAUUUCUGCCUGCUUAAAUACUUUACUAUAUUUAUUUCUUCCAUUUUUUUUUUAAACUAGAAGCACUGACAUGCUGCGUGUUGAAUGCAGCUAUGCCACAAGAUGUUCUCAAAACUGUGGUGGUUUUUAAGUUGCUGUAAUAAUAGGUAGAGCAAUAAAAAUAAACUUUUUAAUGUGCAUGGUCCUCAAAUAUCAGACUCUGAACUGUUUCAAAUUAAUGUACUGGAGUAUCUUCAAACAUAAACCCUUACAAAUGCAAACGAAAACUACAAGCAAAUCAAAACCGAAAUUAGUAGAUAAACAAAGUAGCCACAGUUCUAUACAACUGAUUAAAAUCUAGGACGAGAAUACCAUGAAAAGAGGAAGCUCACAGGAAAAAAAGUUUUUAGGUUUUAAAUGUUGUUUUUAAUUUUUAAUCAAAUAAUCAGCGCCUUAUCUUUGAAUGAGAAAGCAAUUACUUGAAUUAUGUUCCAAAAGCUAUGGAGGAAAACAACUGUUUCUGGCAGCUGUUUGUCAAAAGUUUCAGCUAUGUUAAAAAAUAAAUAAAUACAUAAUUAAUAAAUAAAUUUUUGACUUUUUGAUUUUUCUCAAAAUUUAUCAGAGGUUAAACUUUUGAGAAGUCAGUUUUGGGUAAAUAAGUCUUUAUUUUGACAAAAGCUAAAAUGUCAUUAUUUUGACAUAAAAAGUCUAAAUUUUGAUACUGCUGACUGAGUAAGAGGGAAAAAAAACAGGGUUUUCUCUCCUGUGUGGCGGAAAUAAGUUUUCAUUAAAGACGAGGUUAGAUAACCCAGGUAUGCUUUAUAUCCUUUGUGCUGGCUGCUGAUUUUUGAUCAGGCUGGAAAUCAAGCCUCAAAGUAUGUUAUAGAGAAAGAUUUUACAUUAGUUUAUUAUUUAAAGCUACACAGUGUAAGGAUUAGAGAUUUGGAGACCUCUCUGAUGGGAAAAGUGUAAUUGCACAGAUCAUGUGGAAGAACAUUUUGUAAUGUUGGGUGUGCUCUGGACCUCUUCGCUGAGUGGAUGACGGUGAUGAUUGCGAGUGAGUUGAAAGAGCAUUCAAGAGAACUCAUUCAAAACUUGGGAGGACGUUCAUCAGCAUAAUGUUGAUUCCUGAAGAAGUGCAAUUGAGACCUAAAUAUCAAACCAAAACUUCUUUUGGAGAAGAUGUAUGCGUGAGACGUUAAUACAUUAAGAUGUAUGAUGUGGACCAUAAACUACCACAAAAUCUGACCUGACAUUUAAUAUUUAAUAAUGUUAUUUGUAAUUCUAAAUAUAAUGCAUGCUUAUAGUUUUUAAAAAGUAUUGUAAAACAAUGUAAUGUACACCUGCAUCUUAAUUGGUGACUAAAUAAAAAAUUAAAAUGAAACAAAAAAGGCAAACAAAUAUUUACAGAAAUUCCUACAGAAAAUAAAUGCUUUUAUUAUCCA